AUUCUACCCAAAGCCUUAAAACAAAUAAAAAAUAUUCACUUCAUUUCAAUUUCUUAUUUUUUAGUGUAGUGAUUUGUUAGUUCUUCAUAUUUUAGCGAUUCACAUAUCUUUAAUUCAACAUACUUAUUAAUAAUGUCUGUUUUUGUGAAACACCUAGUGCGCAAAGUACUGUCGCCUGCGCUUUCAACUGCAUCGAAGACAAAUUUUUCUACAACCAGUGCUGCCUUUGUACCAAGGGUACAAAAACCUGCACCAGACUUUGCUGCAACUGCUGUAGUAAAUGGAGAAUUUAAUCAGCUUAAAUUGUCUGAUUUUUCUGGAAAAUAUGUUGUACUAUUCUUCUACCCAUUAGAUUUUACAUUUGUUUGCCCAACAGAGCUGAUAGCAUUCAGUGAUAGGGCCAAAGACUUUGCCAAUAUUGAUUGUCAGGUCAUUGGUGUCUCUACGGACUCAGAGUUCAGUCAUUUAGCCUGGAUUAAUACACCACGAAAAGAUGGUGGUUUAGGUAAACUAGACUUUCCAUUACUGGCUGAUUAUAAUAAGACAAUAUCCCAGGAUUAUGAUGUCCUACUUGAUGGUGGUUUUGCACUCCGUGGUCUAUUCAUCAUAGACAGAAAUGGUAUACUGAGACACUUAUCGAUUAAUGAUUUGCCUGUAGGCAGAUCAGUAGAUGAAACUCUCAGGCUAGUAAAAGCCUUCCAGUUUGCUGAUAAACAUGGUGAAGUUUGUCCUGCCAACUGGAAUCCAGACACAAAUGCUGACACCAUAAAACCAAGUCCAAAGGAAAGCAAGGAAUAUUUCAAAAAAGCUAAUUGAAUAUUAGAAUGCAAUAAUAAGUGGCUACUUUAAAUUACUCUGGUAAGUAAUAAUGAAUAUGUACAUCAGUUUAUUUGAUAUUGUUAUUGAAUUAAAUAAUGGUAAUUCAAUAUAAUAUUAUGUUGUGUAACCAGUAACACUUAAUGUAGAAACGGAGGUCAUAUGAUAGUUAAAAAUCUGAUAUUAGUUUUAUAAUAUAUAGAAUCUAUUAUUUUAUUUUAAUGUAGAUAUCACAAAAAUCAGUCAUUUUGUAGUUGGGACUCCAUUAUUAGUAUUUUUGUGAUAGCUAAAUUCAGUUGCUGAAUUGUUUGAAGGUUCCAGGUUUAUGUUGUUGAUAUAUAUGGAUUACAAUUAGUACUAUUUAUUGCUACUUAAUCACUAUAUUUUAUCAACAAAGUAUAAUCUCUAUUGAUAUGUAUCAAGCAGUUACUCUAUGAAAUCACAUAUUUUUUACAAAUAUUCACAAAACAAUUGUUAAUAAUAAUAAAUAAAUAG
Messenger RNA from Achroia grisella, 1311 nucleotides. Its product is annotated as peroxiredoxin-2-like. Lineage: Eukaryota; Metazoa; Arthropoda; Insecta; Lepidoptera; Pyralidae. The coding region runs from base 133 to 816 and encodes 227 amino acids. Gene Ontology annotation, cellular component: cytosol. Gene Ontology annotation, molecular function: thioredoxin peroxidase activity. The transcript has 7 exons. The record is from RefSeq and is a predicted model, not a curated record. Gene Ontology annotation, biological process: cell redox homeostasis; response to oxidative stress; cellular response to stress.